AUGAAUUCAACAUACAUUCCCAAAAUUAUCGAACUAGAUUCAAUCGAAAAACUACCUUUCCGUCUGUUUCUUCUAUUCCUUGUCGUAUUCCUACUACUGAACUGCCUAAUAUCACCACUUUAUGUAUUUGUCAACAAAACGAAUCGCCCUAGAGAUAAAACGAUGCUUCUAUACCCAACGACGAAUCAUUUUUAUGAAAUGACGAAGAAGUCAUUUUUCACAUUUUUCGGACUGCUUUUCGUGAUAUUUUGUGCACUUUUGCCAGAGCAUUUUCUUCCAGGAGACGGCUAUGAGAAAAAAUUGUUGCUUUUAAUUACAAUGGCCAUAACCCCAAUAUGCAUCUAUACUCAGUACAUCAUAACCCAAGUUUUCCACCUGAUAACAUUAAUUCUGUCCCUGGAAAGAUUCAUUGUGUAUUUCUUCCCAGAUUCUGAAAAAUCUGUAAACACCGUGCAAAAAGUCGUUUUUCAACAUAUUUAUAUAGUUUACGGCGCUUUUAUUGGCAAGGACGCCGGUUUGCUGCUUUUCUUGUUUGCUUGGAAAAAGUUAGACGGGGAAGCGAUUUUGUUAAUAUAUUCGAUUUUGUAUAUAGUGAUCAACAGCUGUGUGAUUUUGUCUGGCGUACUGUACAUUCCAAUAAUGAUCAGUGUACGGAAAUUAUCAAAUUUAGCUUCAGCUCAGGAGAAUACGCCGCAAAAUUACAUAUUUUUGCAGACUAUCGCUGUGAUUGUGUUCAAGUUUAUUGGAUUAUUCCCAGUUAUACUUCUUGCAUAUGAAUUUACUAAAGAAGUAGUUAUGCUUUGUAUUGUUUUAAUAGCAUUCCUAGAUUUAGUGGGAACACCUUUGAUGAUCCAAUUGUCGUAUUUGGGAUGUAACAAGCGAAAUGUUAAGGUUAUGUUGUCUUCAUUUGAUUUGAAGAGAUUUUUGAUAACUAUACUGACGAAUUAUUACGAAUCUAAUGCUGUUCAUCCGCAGAAUUGA
Messenger RNA from Caenorhabditis elegans, 981 nucleotides. RefSeq names its product Serpentine Receptor, class Z (gene srz-58). The transcript is spliced from 5 exons. Lineage: Eukaryota; Metazoa; Nematoda; Chromadorea; Rhabditida; Rhabditidae. The coding region runs from base 1 to 981 and encodes 326 amino acids. The record is from RefSeq and is marked reviewed.